UUGAUGAAAUGUAAGCAGUGCACAUUGCAAGCCUGAUAGUGAGAAAUGCAUUUCAGCUUGUAUUUUGAAGCUCACAGUCCAGCCUGUAUAAAUGCUACAGCAUGAUCAAUGUUGCCCUGAUGAUCAAUGUAGCCCCAGCAUUGCCACCUGUCAGUGUCCAUCAGUGCCUUAUCUCAGUGCUCAUCAGUGCCUCAUGCCAGUGCCCAUCAGUGCCACAUCAGUGCCACAUAUCAGUGCCUACCAGUGCACAUCAAUGCCACAUAUCAGUGCCCAUCUGAGCUGCCUUUCAGUGUCACCCAUCAGUGCCAGUCAGUGCCACCUAUCAAUGCCAAUCAGUGCCAGUCAGUACCACCUAUCAGUGCCAGUCAGUGCUGCCUAUCAGUGUGCAUCAGUGCCACCUAUUAGUGCCAGUCAGUGCCUAUCAGUCAGUGCCGUCUACCAGUGCCAUAUAUCAGUG
Staurois parvus is the source of this 457-nucleotide messenger RNA. Lineage: Eukaryota; Metazoa; Chordata; Amphibia; Anura; Ranidae. The record is from the annotation of a GenBank genome assembly.